ACUUUCGACACAGCUCUACCUUUCCUCGAAAAACCUUCACCAUUGGCUCGCAAGGAAUCCGAACUCCCACCUGAUGAGGUCGAUCUUCCCGACUGUGGCUCAGAGACUGAGCUUGCUAGCGCUCCAGCCCUCGGUUUCUGCCGCCCAGUUUUGCCUUCUGGAUUCGUAUUUGAUCCUAGCUUCCAUCAUCACCUAACUCAGCAUGCUGGGACGACACAGCAGCUGUGUGGUUCUCUUCGUUCACCGAUGCAUUCACCUUUACAUUCCCCUUUGCAUGCGCUCCAGCCUUCUGCACAAACUUUGGCACAUUUGCAGAAUAAUGUUCGCCUGCAUGUACAAACACAUUCGAAUCCUGAAUCCGAGGCGGAUUCCCGGGCCCUUGCUCAGGGACAGUUGCACUCACCUACUCUAGGGCAAGCAGGCGCCCAAACAACUCUUCCCCUGAAUCACUCUGCAAUGCAGACGUCUUCACAUUGCCUUCCUCACUUUAUGCAUUCUGGUCCACCACUACCACUGCCGCAGCCUGGAUUGGCAUCAUCCUGUAUGCCCGCAGAGCUACGUGCCCUAGCAUCGAGAUUCAGAGGUCCCUUGCCUCCUACUCUAAUGAUGAUGAUGAUGCCGCCACCUGCGGCAGCAGUAGUGGCUGCUGCGGCUGCUGCUGGGAGACAGCCACCUUCUGCUACAGGACUAUCGACUCCACUAACCUUUUUAACCGGCCUACAUGGUAGUCCUCCAACACACUUACCUGUAACUUCACUGCCGCCUGUUCGACUUUCUCAUACAGAUAUGACCACCAACUCUUCAGGUACUUUAUAG
Protopolystoma xenopodis is the source of this 816-nucleotide messenger RNA. The record is from the annotation of a GenBank genome assembly. NCBI's taxonomy places the organism in Eukaryota, Metazoa, Platyhelminthes, Monogenea, Polystomatidea, Polystomatidae.